AUGAGAAGAAAAACAACUCGAAACACCGAACCCAAAAGAAAAGAAUAUUUAGACUUCAGCACUUACGUAAAUUCUCUUAAAUCCACACCUUCAACCACAAAAAACAAUCGACAUCCCGGAUUAUCCCUCAACAACUCUCCAAUCUCUCAAGAAAGACAACGAACUUCUGGUACCCGGACUCCCCACACAACCAAACAUAGGUCUUCCCACCCUUCUUUAAUGCUCUCCGAAAUCAGGUCAACCGAAAUAAACCCUCCUGAUGACCCCAAAUUUAAAAAUUUCAUACAAGAUGAAGCAAAUAAAAGACUAUUCCGAGGCUCCAGAGGCGAAAUUUUUUUGUCACUUUUAAAUCCAAUUUCUCGAUUCGACUCAGUCGAAAAUGCUGAAAAAUUUUUUAAUUUGGAAAAUGAAUUAGAAAACGUUGACAAUGAAAAAUUUAAAGAGUUUACUGAAAGCUUAUUUUAUUUGAAAAAACUGAAAUUUGACUUAGAAUUGACAUUUCAAAUGACGAGGGCUAAAGAUUUAGGAAAAGAAAUAGAAAAAUUGCCAGUUGGGCUUUAUUAUCAGUUAGAAGAUGAGCUGCAUCAGCUUACAAAUGUGGAUGCAAAAAGAAUUCUAAAAAUUCCUAGCUCGGAAAUUGUGGAAAAAUUAAAUAGAUAUACUGUAUUUGUAAGGGAAACUAUAAGAGCUGUCCGAUCUAAAGGCGCUUUAGAUGAAGCGAUUAUUUUUGAAAUGCUGUGAAGAGUUGUUUUAAAAGCAUUUGAUUUGUCAUUAAGAAUCCAUGAUUACACUAUUACUGAUGCUGUUGAGAUGAUGAAGCUAAAAAUUAGGGAUUAUAUAUAAGAAUUUAUGCUGAUUAGCCUAUUAAGAAGCAAAUAUCAGCUGGCUAAUUUAAAAAAAGUUAAAUAAAGCUAGCCAAAAAUACCUAUUUUUAGGCUAUUCAUCGUAAAAUUGUAUAGAAAAACACAGAAAAGAAACAGAAACAUUACAAAAUGAUUUAAAAAGAAAAGACGCUUCAUAUUUAGAAUAUAUUAAAAACCUCAAAAAGACUAUAGAUGAUAUGAAAGAAGAAAUAAAAACACUAAAACAAGCCUCAUUAGACAAAGAUAUCAAAAUUGUAGAGCUUACAGAAAUAGACAAUAGGUUCGACAUAAUAAAAGGUGUAGGAAAAAUGCUAAAAAAGCUGGACUCCGUUAUAACAGAAACUGUAGACGAAAAUGAAAAACAAGCAGUCACACUAAAUACGAUAUCUGGGAUGAUGGAAAUCGCGAAACAUAUUGAUAGCAAAAAACCUUCAAAAGAGAAAGAUACACAAACAGACUGGUGUUUCAUACAAAAUAAGCUUGGGAUACAGGAACAAUCAUAUCCGCAGCUAUCAAUUCAUCCUUUUUAUGACAUUAUAAAAGAAGGUCCUUGUGCUUUAAAUGAAGAAGACAUAAAAAAUAUAUUUUAUGAAGCUUUACAAAGCUAUAAAGGUGCUGAAAAAUUUCCGAAUUUUUUUUUAUCAAAAAUAGUCCCAAGGUUUUUUUCAAAGGAAGAGUUAGGUGUUGGGCUGUAUAAUAUAUGUAAAAAAGUAAAAGAAUUGAAAAAUAAUAAUGUGCAUUGAGCUGUUGUUGCUGAAAAAAUGCUGAGCCUUUCAUAUAUGUUACCAUUCCAAAUAGAAAAUUUUAUAUCAAAAUUGAUAUCACAGUUCUUAGACCUGAAAAUUCCAAAUGGGCCAAUUUACCAAGCACCUUUUCAAGCACUGCAGCAAAAUUUAGAAAAAUUAGCGAUCCGAGACCAAGAAUUAGCAGAGUUUAUAAUGACAAAUAUCAAUAUAUCUGCCCCAUUUGCAGACAAAAAUACACUAAAUGACGAAGAAUUAAAAAUAAAUUCAAUACUUAUCAGAUUCGUAUACAGCCUUAGCCAAAGCAAGAAAAACUACAAAAGCAUAAUUGAUAGCGUUGAUAUUGAUAAAUCUGGACAAAGUAAUCAAUAAUUAGUCAAUUUUGAAUCCUUUACCAUUCUCAUUCGAGAAAAGUGUGGAUUUUCUCUAUCAGAUGAAAAUUUGCAUUUAUUUUGAAAAUAUUUUAACCCCGAAAAUAAAGAAUUUAUCGAUAAAAAAUUUUUUAUUUACGAUCUCAAAUUUAACGAAAAUUUAGAAAAAUCGAAAUCCUGCGUAGUUUUUAUCGAAGAUUUUGUGCUGCUAAUAUUGACAGAGUUUGAGAAAAGAUAUAACGAAAUAAAAGAAAACUAUGAGGAAUUGGAAAAUGUUAGCACAUAUCAGGAAUAUUAUUCAAUUUUAAAUCAGUUGCGUCCAGACUUGAAUGAGGAGGUAAUAAUGAAUUCGUACACAGAUUUUCUGAUUACAAGUAGCUUACUACCCCCCUCCGUGAGCGAACAAAACCAUUAGAAAAAUCCCUAUUUUUUGCCCAAAAACCCACCCUCCGUGAGUGAACAAAAAUUUUUUAUGGAAAAAAAAUUUGAUAUAUAAAUGAUAAUUAGUAUAAUGAAAUCUAGAGCUAAUUCUGUUUAAUUUUUAAACAAAUUGCUUUUUAAAACAUAAAUUUUAUAAAUUAAAUUAAUAUUUGCUUUCCAAUUUUUGCGAAUUAGGAUUUUUUUAAAUUUCGAAAAAAUAUUUUUUUAUAAAAUUUGUAUAUAAAUUUUUUUAAAAAAAAAAAAUUAACCCCCUCCGUGAGUGAACAAAAUGUUUUUGUUCACUCACGGAGGGGAGUUAGGCUAUAUUAUUGAUAAAUACAAGCUUCUCCAAUUAAAAAUCCCUCAAGUGGAAUUCCGAAGGUCGUCAACUAUUAUAUCUGGCAGAAGAAGGACAUUGUUUAAAUAA
Molecule: messenger RNA, 2824 nt
Organism: Blepharisma stoltei
Lineage: Eukaryota; Ciliophora; Heterotrichea; Heterotrichida; Blepharismidae
Source: the annotation of a GenBank genome assembly